Aphanomyces astaci is the source of this 2354-nucleotide messenger RNA. RefSeq lists its product as hypothetical. NCBI's taxonomy places the organism in Eukaryota, Oomycota, Saprolegniomycetes, Saprolegniales, Verrucalvaceae. Gene Ontology annotation, cellular component: nucleus. Bases 49 to 2235 code for a protein of 728 amino acids. The record is from RefSeq and is a predicted model, not a curated record. Gene Ontology annotation, molecular function: mRNA binding. The transcript has 2 exons. Gene Ontology annotation, biological process: regulation of RNA splicing.
UGUAGGUUCACUCCAAGCCGUCAAUUAGCAAUUCACACCAUCCACACGAUGGAUUCGUCGUACCGGUAUCCUUCAUCGUCUUCGGGAAGCAAACGGCAGUAUGGAGGGAACAGUUCGGGUGAGUCACACGAUCAGAAGCGGCCUCGUCAGAGUGAGGAUGCAGGUAGCAGCAGCAGCAACAAGCCAUCCCGUGCGAUUGCUGUGCGCGGCCUGCCCAAGGACUGUCUCGAGAGCGAACUCCUCGCACUCGUGGGUCCAUUUGCGACUGUUGAAAAGUGUGUGCUGAUCCCUUCGAAGAACGAAGCGCUUGUUCACUUGCCAGACUUGGACUCGGCGACAAACCUUGUGACGUUCUAUCAAUCUCGGGAUGCGCUCGUGCGGGGGCAAAAGGUCGUGUUCGCGUUCGCUCCGCCUAGUCGCGACUCGUUCGAUUCUUCUUCACAUACGUCUUCCACUGGUCCACCUCAAUCCUCUUCCUCUCGCAGCUACAGCAACGCCCCUCCUUCUUCAUCCUCUCGUGCACCGCCGCAGCAAUCGUAUGACCGCACGAGACCUUCCGACCACCGCACCGAUCGCCCUCCGCCGUCAUCGUCCUCUGGUUUCGACCGUGGGAGCAACACCUCUGGUCCUCCACCUUUCUCGAGUUCCUACGACUCACGUCGAGGUGGUCCUUCGUCGCCGUCGCCCUACGACCGAUCCCGUCACGCACCACCGCCAUCGACUUCUGGAUACGUCCGCCCACAGCAUGGUGGCGGAGGACCUCCUUCCCACCGGUAUCCACCCGUGGACAAUCGGCAUGCUCCUCCCUCGUACGACUCGCGCGGUCCGCCUCCUCAAUCGUCGUCGUCGUACGCUGCUGCCCCUUCUUACUCGUCUUCGGGGCCGCCCCCCUCGUCGUACGACCAGCGACGGUCGUUCGAACGACCGCCCGUUUCUGGCAGCUCGUACGACCCACCUCAUCGACCCACGACGACCACUUACGACCGUCCAUCUUCGUCGUUUGACCGACCUCCUCCGUCGUCGUACCCUGCGUCCGCCGCCCCCGACCCCAUUGCCGGCAAAAACACGAUUCUGAUCGUGUCGAUUUCGAAAAUGGACUUUCCCGUCAACGUAGACGUGCUGCACCAGGUGUUUUCCAAGUACGGGACGGUGCUCAAGAUCGUCACGUUCACGCAGCGCGGCGAGUUCAAAGCGCUCGUGCAAUUUCAAGCGACCGAGCAGGCCGUGGCGGCGCAAGUCGCGCUGGACGGCCGCGACAUUUACACGGGAUGCAACACGCUGCACAUCCACAUGUCGACGCACAAGUCAUUGAACGUCCAGUGCAACAACGACAAGAUGCGCGACUAUUUCAACCCCAACUUGCCGUCCGUGGACCCUGCCGAGCACCAAGGCGAGCCGCGCGGGAUGCUCGGGGACAUGCCGCCGCGACGGUUUAGUAGUCCGGACGCCGCGCGCGGCCGCCGACCUGCCGAGUACCCACCGCCGCCGUCGUCCUCCAUGUACCCUUCCGCGCCGUUUGGAGGCCCGCCGCCUCCCCCAUACCGCCGCGACGACUCUCGAGACCGCGGACCACGUCGCAGCCGCGACCGCCGGAGCCGGAGCCGCGAUCGCGACGUCGGCGCCGACCGGUCCACGGUGCUCAUUUGCAGCAACUUGGAUCCGCAUUACCUGAAAGUCCACAGUUUGUUUACCCUGUUUGGGUGUUUUGGCGACGUGUUGCGGGUCAAAGUGAUGUUUCGCAAACCUGAGACGGCGCUAGUGCAAUUUGUGGACGAGCGGCACGCGCAGUCGGCGCGGGAUCACGUGGACGGACUGGUCUUAUGCCAUAAGAAGCUCCGCGUGGACUUUUCCAAGCACUUGACGGUGGUCAUGCCGCGGCCAGACGCCGACCAGUUUGAGAUCCAAAACACUCGCGAUUACACCAACACCCCGUACCACCGGUACCGCAAGCGGCCGCUGUCCGAGGUCGUGCCCGUCACGACGCUCCUGCACAUCUCGGGCAUCCCCGUGUCCAUGCAGCUGCAGCCGGGGGACACGGCCGCGUCGUCGCGCCUACUCAACAUGUUUGCCGACUUUGGAGCCAUCAAAAAGUUCCACCCGAUUGCCAAGCAGCCCAAGAUGGUCCUGCUCGAGAUGGGCACAGUCGAAGAAGCGUUCGACGCGAUGAUCGCCCUCGACAAUUACACGUUCAACGAUGGCCGCAUCCGUGUGUCGUUUUCAAAGUCGUACCGCUAGGAGAUCACAAACAGAUACGUAUAGCGUAACAACAAUAUGAGCGUUUGAAGGGGUUGUGUGUGUGCCCUAAUUAAUAUAAGGGAAUCGAUUUAAGAACCAAUCAAAUCACGUCAUGCCGA